This is a messenger RNA of Sardina pilchardus (European sardine), 720 nucleotides long. It is a transcript of the gene helt, whose product is annotated as helt bHLH transcription factor. Bases 10 to 720 code for a protein of 236 amino acids. The record is from RefSeq and is a predicted model, not a curated record. The transcript is spliced from 4 exons. Gene Ontology annotation, molecular function: protein dimerization activity; RNA polymerase II cis-regulatory region sequence-specific DNA binding; DNA-binding transcription factor activity, RNA polymerase II-specific. Gene Ontology annotation, biological process: anterior/posterior pattern specification; regulation of neurogenesis; regulation of transcription by RNA polymerase II. Lineage: Eukaryota; Metazoa; Chordata; Actinopteri; Clupeiformes; Clupeidae. Gene Ontology annotation, cellular component: nucleus.
AUUUACCAAAUGAUGGCGUCCAAGAUGAAGGAUCGCAAAAGAACUCCAGUUUCACACAAGGUGAUCGAGAAAAGAAGACGUGACCGCAUAAACCGGUGUCUGAAUGAACUCGGGAAAACUGUGCCAAUGGCGCUCGCCAAACAGAACUCUGGGAAGCUGGAGAAAGCAGAGAUUUUGGAAAUGACGGUUCAGUACCUGAGGGCCUUGCAUUCUGCCGACUUUCCCCGGGGCAGAGAGAAAGGAGAGCUACUAGCGGAGUUUGCGAACUAUUUUCACUAUGGAUACCACGAGUGCAUGAAGAACCUGGUUCACUACCUCACCACGGUGGAGCGAAUGGAGACCAAAGACAACAAGUACGCGAGGAUUUUGGCGUUCCUGCAAUCCAAAUCCCGCGUCGUCACCGACCCUCUGUUCAGCUCUCUGGGCGCAUUGCCAGACACUGCAGACUAUUUGUGCCAAUUGCACUCUUCCCCAGAGUACCAGAGCCCCAGUCCCACUGAGUCCAUGUUCCAGCAAAGCCCCCCCGGACACUUUUCUUGGCACAGUUCGGCGCGGAGUCCAACUAUCGGUUACUCGCCGGUGUCUUUAUCCACCCCGACACAGCAACACGGCGGAUACUUGUCGCCAGUGCAGGGACUUGAUCAUCAUUAUAUCAACUUCAUUGGCCACUCUCAUCCAAACGCAUUCAGUUUGCACACGGCGCAACACGCUGCUUUGUAA